Molecule: messenger RNA, 2537 nt
Organism: Talpa occidentalis (Iberian mole)
Lineage: Eukaryota; Metazoa; Chordata; Mammalia; Eulipotyphla; Talpidae
Gene: WDR25
Product: WD repeat domain 25
Exons: 8
Coding region: 1-2211 (736 amino acids)
Molecular function (GO): protein binding
Source: RefSeq, a predicted model, not a curated record
AUGCUGUUGGAGAUCUGCUACUGCAAACCUCAGCUCCUCUUUGCAGUUUUUCCAGACCCUGGGACCACGCUGGUGGCCCUGUCCUCUGAUGGCGAGCAUUGGGCCAGUCACUUCGUCAGGGCACUCACCCUGCAUUCAGCUGGGGGGACACGCGGGACGCCGAAGGCCGGGCCGGCGCGCUGGGGGGUCGGGGGACGAGGGGGGCCCCUCGUGGAGCCACGACCCGGAGGCAGCGCGCCGGCCUCUGAGGCGGCUACUCGAGACCCUGCUGGUCGGGCGGCGCCGCCCGGGCUCCCCCCCGGCCUUCCCCGCUCACUCACCCGGCCGCGCCGGGCCCGUCCGCACGCCGGCUCAGCCUCCUCGGCGUCCGUGGAAACGCCGUCCGGCCGGAGCGACUUCCGGCCCGGCCGCGCCCUCAUUGGCCCUUCCCGUGGGGGCGGGGCGGAGGGCGCCGCUGAUUGGCUGGCGGCCCCGGCGCCGGCGGAACGCGACUGGGCGGCGGAGCGCGGGUCGCCGGCCGCCGGGAGGACCGAGCGCUUCCGGAAGUUCGUUGCUCCUCAAGGACGGUGGGAAACUGUUACUGCAAUGGCUUCCUUGGUGGCCUAUGAGGACUCGGAUUCGGAGGCUGAGCCUGAGCCUGCGCCUGCGGGAGGUUUCGAUGCUGUUGACCAGAUGACAGACACUUGGGAGGGGGUGCAGCCUCUUAGGGAAGAUCCUGCAAUUGGCGUCCUGGACGUGACAGACGAGGGGGCACUGCCCAUGAAGCCUGCUUCCAGUGAGGACCCCGUGGACCGGGAUCUUCGCCUCCCCUUAGCUCGAUUGGGGCGGAUCGACCCAGGGUCCUGCCCCAGCCAGAGGCUGCAGUGGCCCAGGACAGAGCCUGAACGUAUCCUCUCCCACCACGAGCCUGCGCGCCCCUCUCUGUGGGCUGGCUACCCUCCGGCUGCCCAUGUGCCCCCAGCAGCUGCCCGCUUUAAGCCUGUCAAACUCCCCCCGGAAAUGGAGCCUUCGAUCUGUGCUCAAACCAAAUUUGAACCCCCAGGGAAACAUGUCAGCUCUUCUCAGAGGAAAAGGUGUGAGGACUGCAUCGUGCCCUACACCCCCAAAAGACUAAGGCAGUUGCAAGCAUUCAGCAUGGAAACGGGCAAGAGGAAAGAUGCGGAGGCCCAGGGCUCCUCUGCAGGGCGUGUCCGGGCCCCCGCCCCUCUCUCCGUGCCCACCAGAGCGUCAGAGUUUAUCCAGCCAUAUCUGGAUAGUCCGUAUAAAGAAACUGUGAUUUCCAAGAGGGUACUUUUCCACUUACGGGGCCAUAGGGGCCCCGUCAACAGCAUUCAGUGGUGUCCCGUGCUUUCUAAGAGUCACAUGCUCCUCUCAACUUCCAUGGACAAGACCUUCAAGGUGUGGAACGCCGUGGACUCGGGGAGCUGCCUGCAGACCUACCACCUGCACAGCGAGGCGGUGCGGGCAGCCCGCUGGUCUCCCUGCGGCCGGCGCAUCCUCAGCGGUGGCUUCGACUUCACCCUGCGCCUGACAGACCUCGAGACAGGAACACAACUGCUUAAUGGUCAAAGUGACUUUAGAGUCACUGCUUUGAAGUUCCAUCCGCAAGACCACAGCAUCUUCCUAUGUGGAGGCUUCAGCUCUGAGGUCAGAGCUUGGGACGUGAGGGUUGGCAAGGUGGUGAAAAGCUACAAGGCCACCAUUCAGCAGACCUUGGACAUCCUCUUCCUCCAGGAAGGCUCCGAGUUUCUCAGCAGCACAGAUGCUUCGAGCCGAGACUCCGCCGACCGCACCAUCAUUGCCUGGGAUUUCCGGAGCUCGGCCAAAAUCUCCAACCAGAUUUUCCAUGAGAGGUACACCUGCCCCAGCCUCGCCCUGCACCCGCGGGAGCCUGUGUUCCUGGCGCAGACCAACGGCAACUACCUGGCCCUCUUCUCCGCCGUGUGGCCCUACCGGAUGAGCAGGAGGCGGCGCUACGAGGGCCACAAGGUGGAAGGCUACUCUGUGGGCUGCGAGUGCUCCCCCGACGGCGACCUGCUGGUGACGGGCAGCGCGGACGGCCGGGUGCUGCUCUACACCUUCCGCACUGCCAGCCGGGCCCGCACGCUGCACUCGCACACCCAGGCCUGCGUGGGCACCACCUUCCACCCCGUGCUGCCCUCCGUCCUGGCCACCAGCUCCUGGGAGGGUGACAUUAAGAUCUGGCACUGAGUCCCCCGGGGGACUGUCUGGACACUGCUGGGCCGCCCACCCCUUGCUCCUCCGGGUGGGUGGGGUAAGCACUGAGGUUGGCUUGGGGUCAGACGUGGUGGGAGCUGCCUCCACCACUCUCUGGGCCUCAGUUUCCUCAUCUGUAAAAUGGGGACAGAAAUGCAUUUGUCUCAGGGUUGUGAGAGCUGCGUUGGCGACAGCACCUGGAGGGGCUGGGGGUACCCAAUAAAUAUGUUUUGCUAUUUCUGGGGUCAUUUCAGUGACAAAUACAUGUGGCAGCUUCAUCUCUCUCCCCACUCCUGGGACGCUGGGGUUCUGGACACAGA